UUCCGAUCAGAACUUGACCGCUCUACCGCUGCAGCACAGCUGCCCGCAACUUGAAGGACAUUUAAGGGCACUAUCAAUCUAAUGGUCUAUCAGGAAUGGGGGGGCUGCAUUCCUGCAUGUUUUCCAACAUACCCUCCUCUGGCAUGUUCCAAUUGGCUGGACGCACCUGAACCAGGUAAUCAGUCAUGAGUAGGGCCUGAACAUUUGCCCUCGAAGCCUGGAGUUGUCCAUCCCCGGUUUAGUUUUUACUCCUCUGUUUGUUUGCCUGGACACAUUUGUGGCUUCAACGGCAGUUUUUCCAGAGCACGAAACAAGAACAAAGAGGAGAACCUGCUAACCGCACAUGAUUUGCUUUUCAUCAGAGUCCUGCUCAAGGCCGGUCUUUAUUUUUUUCCCUCUCAAAAGCUAUAAUUUUACAUCCCUUUAGACGGUUUACUUCCACUUUUAAGUCAGUUUGCAUUCACACCACUGCUGAAACACACCAGGGUUCACUUGCAAGUUUAAUCUGCACCAAAGUUGAGGUGAACUUUCACACUUGCCAAAUCAAACAAACUUAUUCAUGAAAACUGAGAGGGGAGUGUGAAGGCAACCAAAGUCGAGACAUGAAGGUUUCCAAAUAAAUGUACAGUUUUCACCUUUAACUUUGUUUCAGAGUAAAAAUUCACUUCAAGCCAAAACUGAGCUGCCGAUUGAGAAAGGUUCUCCAUCAAUAAAAGCUGGAGGUUUAUCAGCCCACGGGGGCUUCAAAGAGCUGAGGUGUUGAUUAAGGACAGUGCUGACACACAUGCGCACAGCUGAUGGAAGAGAAGCACAUCUGCACUGACGUCACCCCUGGAAAAAAAGAGGAAAGAAAACGCAGCCAAUUUGGAGCUGUCCUGCAGGCAGCCUGCCUCUCUGCGCUGCAGUGGAGGGGAGCAGCUCCAACUUCUGCUGUUGUCUGAUGCACUUUUUUUUUUCCUGAGCCACAAAACCCAAAGUCCGGCUUUGUAAAAGGAGGACAGAUAGGCUGAAAGCGGAGCCUUCUGCUGGAGGAAAUCCAAUCCUGUGAAAAGCUGAAUAAGUGCUUUCUCUCUGUGAGGCUGAGAUAGGGCUGCCGGGCUGAAGGGGGGAAAACUCCGAGCGCACAUCCAGAGGAUGGCAGAGUUCAAAAGGAGAUGAGAAGCGCAGAGUGGAGAAGGUCUAUGCGCCAAACCUGAGAGCAGCACAAAUCUUUUGUCUCUUUGCGCACUUGGAGCGGAGCUGACAGUGAGGAUGAUGAUGGUAAAAGCCUCCUAACUCCCCCCCGGUGCGCGCGCGCGGCUCACACACAGGUCGUCUCUUCCUUAUCGGUCUCAGGAAUGCAGAUGGAUCGGUCAGGACAGGUUUCCUCCAUAGGGCUUCCAGUUUGGAGUUCCACCUGAGCCUGACGUGUCCGGUGGGCUGCAGCGACAUGAAUUCAGAGCCCGCUAAGAUGUGGAACGGCUCGCCUUCGGGAGAAAUCUGAGAUCUGGAUGAGGCUCCAAUCGAACCAUGAACCUGUUAUGGUGUGGCUUGGGACCAGUGUUGUCCUGUUGACCCAUUUGUAGUGCACUCUACCUCCACCCCAUGUUUCUUUUUUCCUGAAUUAUGGAAAUUUUGUGGAAGACUCUGACUUGGACACUGAGCCUGGUGCUGAUGGCUGCUUCCGAGUUUCAAAGCAGGCUUUCCUACAACUCUCAAGAGGAGUUCCUGUCCUACCUGCAGCACUACCAGCUGACUGUUCCAGUGCGAGUGGACCAGAAAGGAGACUUCCUGAGCUACACUGUGAAGCACCAGCGACCGGGACGGCGGAGGCGAGGACUGGCAGACUCCACGAUGGGCUCAGACCCUCCAGAAACCCAGAUGUUUUACAGGCUGUCGGCCUACGGAAAGCACUUUCACCUCAACCUGACACUCAACCCUCAUCUGGUGUCGAAGCAUUUCACGGUGGAGUACUGGGGCAGGGACGGGCCCGAGUGGCGCCACGGCGUGGUAGAUAACUGUCACUAUGUGGGAUUCCUGCAAGAUCAAGACUCUACGACAAGAGUUGCUCUAAGUAACUGCAAAGGCCUGCACGGUGUGAUAACAACAGAGGAGGAGCAGUAUUUGAUAGAGCCUUUAAAGAACGCAUCUGCUGCCCCCUUCAGCGAAAGGAGCCAGAACGAAGAAGCACACCAGCAUGUUAUUUAUAAAAUGUCUGCCAUUUCCUCACCACAAGAGCAAAGCCAGGAGUUCAGCUGUGGCAUUUCAGAUCUCAUAAAAAGCGAUGCACCUUGCCAGCUCAGCAAAUCCUCUGCUCUUCACUUGUCCCCCCACAACCAUGAGCUGUCAAACAACACCCGCCGACAGAGGCGCUCCGUCAGCUCUGAGCGCUUCGUGGAGACGCUCGUGGUCGCUGAUAAAAUGAUGGUCGGUUACCACGGUCGCAAAGACAUCGAGCACUACAUCUUAUCUGUGAUGAACAUUGUUGCCAAACUUUAUCGUGAUUCCAGUCUGGGAAAUGUUGUGAACAUUAUAGUGACCCGGCUGAUUGUUCUCACUGAGGAUCAGCCCAACCUGGAGAUCAAUCAUCACGCAGACAAGUCUCUGGAUAGUUUCUGUAAGUGGCAGAAAUCCAUUAGGUCCCAUCACAGUGGUGGAAACAGUAUUCCAGAGAAUGGGAUGGCUCAUCACGACAAUGCCGUCCUCAUCACCCGGUAUGACAUCUGCACCUACAAGAACAAACCCUGCGGGACUUUGGGCUUGGCCUCGGUGGCUGGAAUGUGUGAGCCGGAAAGAAGCUGCAGCAUCAAUGAAGACAUUGGCCUCGGAUCUGCUUUCACCAUCGCGCACGAGAUAGGCCACAACUUUGGGAUGAACCACGACGGGAUCGGGAAUUCCUGUGGCACAAAAGGCCACGAGACAGCCAAACUGAUGGCUGCUCAUAUAACAGCCAACACCAACCCUUUCUCCUGGUCCGCCUGCAGCAAAGACUACAUCACCAGCUUUCUGGACUCAGGUCGAGGGACCUGUCUGGACAAUGAGCCCCUAAAACGAGACUUCCUGUACCCAACGAUGGCGCCGGGGCAGGUGUACGAAGCGGACGAGCAGUGUCGCUUCCAGUAUGGUGCUUCAUCACGUCAGUGCAAGUACGGGGAAGUGUGUAGAGAGCUCUGGUGCCUUAGCAAAAGCAACCGCUGCGUAACCAACAGUAUCCCAGCUGCAGAGGGGACUCUGUGCCAGACUGGCAGCAUUGAGAAAGGGUGGUGCUACCAGGGGGAGUGUGUUGCGUUCGGCACCUGGCCUCAGAGUCAGGAUGGAGGCUGGGGGCCGUGGUCGAUGUGGGGGGAGUGCAGCAGGACCUGUGGGGGCGGUGUAUCCUCCUCCACCAGGCACUGUGACAGCCCAGCACCAUCUGGAGGAGGAAAAUACUGUCUUGGUGAGAGGAAACGUUACAGAUCCUGCAACAUUGAUGCAUGCUCUGCCGGGUCUCGAGAUUUCCGAGAGAAGCAGUGUGCCGAUUUUGACAGUAUGCCUUUUCGUGGGAAGUACUACAACUGGAAGCCUUACACUGGCGGUGGUGUGAAGCCCUGUGCAUUGAACUGCUUGGCAGAGGGGUAUAACUUCUACACGGAGCGCUCCCCUGCAGUCAUUGAUGGAACUCGAUGUCAGGCUGACUCUCUGGAUAUCUGCAUCAACGGAGAGUGUAAGCAUGUGGGCUGUGACAACAUCUUGGCCUCUGAUGCAAGAGAAGAUCGAUGUCGUGUGUGCGGAGGAGAUGGCAGCACCUGUGAGGCCACAGAAGGACUAUUUAAUGACUCUCUACCCAGAGGAGGCUACAUGGAGGUGGUUCAGAUCCCAAAAGGAUCAGUUCAUAUUGAGAUUAGAGAAGUAAUCGUGUCAAAGAAUUAUAUUGCUUUGAAAUCUGAGGGUGAAGAUUAUUAUAUCAAUGGAGCAUGGACCAUCGACUGGCCCAGGAAAUUUGACAUUGCAGGAACAACUUUUCACUACAAGAGACCCACAGAUGACCCGGAGUCUUUGGAGGCACUUGGACCCACCACAGAAAACCUGGUGGUCAUGGUCCUCCUCCAGGAACAGAACUUGGGUAUCCGCUACAGGUUUAUUGUGCCCAUCCAGCGAACUGGAAGCGGUGACAACGAAGUGGGCUUCGCCUGGCACUAUCUGCCCUGGUCUGAAUGCUCUGCUACUUGUGCUGGGGGUACCCAGAAGCAGGAGGUGCUGUGCAAGAGGUUUGAUGACAAUUCAGUGGUGCAGAACAGCUACUGUGAUUCUGAUAGCAAACCCCCAGAGAACCAGAGAGACUGCAACACAGAGCCAUGUCCCCCAGAGUGGUUUAUUGGCGACUGGUCUGAAUGUGGGAAGACCUGUGAUGGAGGGAUAAGGACGAGGACUGUACUGUGCACCAGGAAGAUUGGGCCUGCUGAGGAAGAGACCAUGAAAGACUCCCACUGUCUGACUCACCGACCCAUUGAAAGAGAGACCUGCAACAACCAGUCCUGCCCACCUAAGUGGGUCACGCUGGAAUGGUCUGAGUGCACACCUAAGUGUGGCCCAGGCUUCAAGCAUCGCAUCGCCUUGUGUAAGAGCAGCGACAUGACUAAAACCUUCCCACCCAGUCACUGUCCAAGCCACAAUAAACCCCCAGUCCGAAUCCGCUGCAGUUUAGGACGGUGUCCCCCCCCUCGAUGGAUCCCUGGUGACUGGGGACAAUGUUCAGCACAUUGUGGCCUGGGCCAGCAGAUGAGAACUGUGACCUGUCUGUCCUACACCGGACAGCUCUCCAAUGAGUGUCCAGAGUCGCUACGACCAGCCACCAUGCAGCAAUGUGAAAGCAAAUGCAACUCCACACCAAUCUCCAAUGGCGAUGAAUGCAAAGAUGUCAACAAAGUGGCUUAUUGCCCGCUGGUUUUAAAGUUCAAGUUCUGCAGUCGUGCAUACUUCAGACAGAUGUGCUGCAAGACUUGUCAGGGUCAUUGACCCUUGGAGCGCUCGAACCAAACAAAAAAACAAUAGGUGGAUUGCUACACGCUGGUGAAAGACGAAAAUGGUGCAAGCUAAUAAAGCAAACCGGCAAUGACUGGUGGAGGAAAGAAAAAGAGAAACACGGAUUUUUCUCGUCAUCAAACCCGACUCUCCUGCUCUUCAUUACGGUGGAAUCCAAACCACUGCUCAGCCUUAAGCGCUGACACGAACAUUGCUUUAUUUUAUUUUCACUUCUGUGAAGUGGAAUUCAGAAAAUUAUAUGUUGGUAAUGUUAUUUUAUUAUAAUAAUAAUUUUAAAUGUUAGGCUUUCUCCAUGUUUUUAAAUCCAAAGUGCUGGACACACCUCUCACAGAGGAUGCUAAAAAAGGGGAAAGGGCAGAUGAACAAGUCGGACUCCCGUCUUUGAGAGAGUGUGAUGGUGCUAUUGGCAGGCUGACAUUUGGCAUCAGUGCACUUUUUCUUGUAAAUAUGUUGCCAGUUCACCUUGAAAACGACAGAGAAAUCCCCAUCGGUGUACUGUAUAUUUAUUGUACGAUUCCAAACAGAGCAGAAUUAUUGCCGCCUGUUGCUUCUGUCAGAUAGUAGCCUACUGUCAUGAAAAGGAAUGUAAUGUGACUAAUUCCAGACAUUAUUGUGUACUGUAAAAUACAUUUUUACUACAUGUGAUGUAAAUCCAGGAUUAUAAAACACAGUUUUAGGAGGAUCAUUGAUUUUUUUCCCCCCAAAGAGGCGCCUUGGUUCACUCACAGUUAAGAUUGAUUUCACCCCUGGACUUUUAAUCAAAUUGUUGGACAGUGCCUUGCCACUUAAGACCAUAAGAUUCACCUAAUUAUGGUCCUGUUCUGCCACAUUUCUUAUUUUUCCUACCUACGUUUUCUUUUUGGUUUUUUUUAAUGUCAAAAAAAGUAAAUGACAUUACCAUCUAAUGUCAUAAGUACUACAAUGCUAUAAGGAAAACCAGCCCAGUCAGUGAAAUGGUCCAAACGUCUCUUUAACUUUCAGAACAUUAGCACAACAUUUAAUGCACUAAUUCCUAGACAGAUCGUCCUUUCUGCAGGAUUUAAAUAUUGUUUUCUCAAAAAAACAAAAACAAAAUCAAGGUUAUUCUUGUUUGGUCAGAUCACCAAACAGAGUUUUAUUAACCAUCCUAAAUUAUAUAUUUGGUUAGAUGCUUUAUAAGCAAACCAGUCCAGAAUCUCUACAUGGCAAUUUGUUUGGUAUCACAGCUAUAUUUUAAAAAAAAGACAAGUACUAUUUCUAAUUGUUGGGUACAAAAUGUUAACUGGGUUUAUGUUGCUCUGUUUGCUAUCUGCACCUGUGCCCGUCACUAAAUUCAUUUAAUUUACUUAUUCAGUCUUGACGUUAAAAAGAUGUGAAAUCAAUUUUUUAAUACCGUUGCAUUAUUUGGGUUUUUGAUGUGUUCAAGUGCACGUUGGCCAAGCACAGACAUAACAACGUCUCCUAUUUUAUAGUUAAUAAAGAUUUUUAGUGUUAAAUAAAUGCUGUUUCACCCCACCACACAUCCAUGCUGCUUUACAAGCAUUACAGCAAGUUUGACGUCUGCUUCCAGGUUAUCAAAAUACCUCCAUAUGGCAGUCACGUUACAGUUUGGUGCAGGUGCAGAUCAGCCGCUGUGGCCUUAAAGUGAAAGCAGAACAACAUCUGCAUCAAUUACUGGCAGACAUGCUCAUUUAGCAUGAUAUACAUAUCACGUGUUAUAUCCUGUGCCCCUACUAUUGUGCUUUCCAACUUUCUUAAGGUUACUGAGCGCCAACAUGAUCAAGAAAACAGAAAACUUAAAUCAAGCUCACCAUCGGUACAGAAAAUUACUAGUAUGCUACUAGCUGAGAUCUGCAUUGAAGUAUAAGUAUUAUUUCUGACACAAUAUCAUAGAAUUUAAAAAUGAAACAUUGAUUUGUGAUGUUUUGAUUAGAUUUUUAGCCCCUUGAUGAUGUUUGAUGAAAAUAUUUAUCAAAAAUAUUUAGCCUCAAACUUACCUCUUAGACUCUUUUAAAAAGGCAAAAAAAUAAGGGAUUUUUAUUUUCAAAGCUGGAAAUAAAUACAGGCUUCAAUGGUUCAAGAUAAAUUUUUAGUGUCCUGCUUCUACAUCACAUUAAUAUGUUACAUAGGAACCAGUGCAAACAUCCACUAUUAUCUAAUUAGAAGCUGUCUAGCAAAGACUCUUCAUGCUAAUGUAUAUAGUGCGUCUCCACAUCUUUAGCGUUGUGCAGUAAAAGGACCUUGUUGGACAGUUUUUCCACCCAAACCAAACAAACUGUCUUCAAACUCUUUAAGCUGCUGAAGUUGGAUUUAGCUAAUGCAGGCCAUAUUUUGAGCAAUAUUCAAAACUGUUACCAAACUCUUUAAAUCCCGAAUCUGUUCUUUAUUUUAGACUAUGCUGUUAAAGAAAGUUUAACACUUCUCAAAAUGUUAGGCUAUUUUUUUCACCCAUCCUUGGUGUUGCUAGGCAACCAAUCCUGGCAUUGUCGUCACAAAUGAAAUUUUUCAAAGUUUCCUCUUACACCGGUGUCUCCCUUUAAAAAGAACAAAAACAGAUCACUUGGUGGAGCUUUCCCUUUCAUGUUUUUCUUUUUCCAUCGAGUGCUGUGUUUACCUCCCCUGCUCCUCAUGCUCCGCUUCCAGGGUUACGGCCUUCCCAGCCUUCUGGUGCUACCAAGUGGGUGCUUUCAUUGAGACCUUCUUCAGUAUGCUUGAAAGUGAGGCUGGAUCCAAACAAUAUGAAAUGUUAUACUUGCCAAUAUCUUUGCUUAUAAAUGCUGGUCAUGUUGAUGUUUUGUUUGAAUCUUUUUAUACCUCACACUGGGAAUUUUGUUAAUGUAAAUCUUGUCUUGUUGUUUGUGCAAGCACCAAAAUAGACAUUUCCCCAGAUUUCCCUUUUACCCAACGGGCAUUUCUGCUGGUGCAGGGGCUUUGGGAGAGACUUCACAGGAGCCGAAAAGGAUUUCAUUGAAGCUGUUGACAACUACGUUCUAAUUUUGCUGCUGCUACCUUUUUGUAGCCACAUGGUGCGUGACAAGAGAUUUUAUUGGAGAAGCAUUUGGAAUCAACUGAACUCAUCUACUGGCAGUGGGAUAAGGAGCCUUUAGAGACGUUAACUUAAUCCAACUUGUACUCAUUGCUGUGAACUUGGAUGUUUGAAUGUUGCAUUGCUUGUACCUGUACUUUAAAAGUGCAAGAUAAAUGAAACACGUGAUUAAUUUCAUAUAUUUUAUAGUCAGUAUUAAUGUGGGUAAACUGCUACAAAUAUUUGAUUCCAGAUGUUAAUUAUAUGCUAAUUUAUUGCCUUGUCUCACUUGUACAUUUAUUUCACAGCAUGCAAACUGAAACUUAGAAGAUUGCAUUGAUGCAGUCCUUCACCAACAUUUUAAGGUAGAUCAAAUAAAAGGUGCAGCCUUCAAAGUGA
Molecule: messenger RNA, 8404 nt
Organism: Oryzias latipes (Japanese medaka)
Lineage: Eukaryota; Metazoa; Chordata; Actinopteri; Beloniformes; Adrianichthyidae
Gene: adamts6
Product: ADAM metallopeptidase with thrombospondin type 1 motif, 6
Biological process (GO): proteolysis; extracellular matrix organization
Cellular component (GO): extracellular matrix
Molecular function (GO): metalloendopeptidase activity
Source: RefSeq, a predicted model, not a curated record